AUGAUUUCUUCGUGUUCAUCCGUGAUUCUGAUCGAUCAAGAACCGAUCCCAAUGGACCCGACACCAUCAACAUCUGAAAAUGACUCGAGAAUUCAGACAAGACGGAGCCUUUGUUCGGCGUAUAAGCUUUCAAAUACAGUCUCGGUUCCCAAACAACACGAUCAGCUUCAUUCGGAUCCAACUGAUCAGUUGACCCAGUUGCUGAAGCAGUGUAUAACACAAACGAAAGAUCUGGUUGAGAUGAGUGGAAGUUAUCAGAAAAACCUUAAAGAGCCAAAUGCUUCAUUUGAAAAGCCUCUAUCUUUCAAAAACCUGUUUGAUGAGCUCAAUCAAGGGUUCUAUCAGUCGCCAACCUUCGAGACUCUUUCUAGUCCACAAAAGGUAGACAAUGAGACUGAGGAAUCUACUCUCCAACAGAUUCCACGUGGAUCAGUAACUUCCAAAUAUUGUCCCAUAAAAAGGAUUCAUGUAUUUGUUGUCAGUGUACUUGAUGGGAGUGAUAUGGUGUUUCACUACUCUCCAGUUCAUCAGAAUCUCAUCCGUCACUACUGCUUAAUCUGUGAGGAUUCUGGAAACGGUGUAGUGGAAACAUUGCAAAAAGAGGUGACAGAAGAAGAGGAAGAAUCAUAUAAAUUCUAUCCUCUCUUCCGUAUUCUCUACUGUUCUCACAUCAACUUGUUUGUGGUUCAUUUCGGAUUUCACGGUGUUAUUUUGCAAUGUGCAUUCAAUGAAUUCACCAGAGAAUUCGAAGCAUAUGACUGCCAAGAAUGCCCUGAAACUGUGAAAGAAGAACAUCUAAAGCCAAUUUAUGUGGAGUACUGUGAAGCAAUCAGUGAUACAAUUAUCCAUAUGGCGAACACGAUGACAGGAUUCAUAGAACAAUAUGUUUACGAGUCUAAAACAAUGGAAUUCAAGCAAGUAUUCCACCCAGAGAAUGCAUUCGAUGGAGCCAAAUUUUCACGAGAUACUGUACUCUACGUGGUUCCAGAACCACAUGGAAGAGAGACAAAGAUAAUGAGAGAUUUGGAGGGGAAGGUGACAAAGCAUACAUAUAUUCCAGAGGACGAAGAUCAUGUGCAACUUCCUCAGCGCACUGUCCGAACUAUUGGAGUUCAGAGAGCUCAGAAAGAAGUGGAUUUGGAUGUAUUGAAAACGAAAGAAGAAUCAAUUUGGAGAGAAGAAGAUUUGAAAAUUCACGAUUUUUAUCAAUCUGUUUUACCUCUUGCUACUUCCACUCCACUCAAAUCUGUGAAGACUCAAGAUGAUUUGGAAUGA
This is a messenger RNA of Caenorhabditis remanei, 1275 nucleotides long. RefSeq lists its product as uncharacterized. The transcript has a single exon. The coding region runs from base 1 to 1275 and encodes 424 amino acids. NCBI's taxonomy places the organism in Eukaryota, Metazoa, Nematoda, Chromadorea, Rhabditida, Rhabditidae. The record is from RefSeq and is a predicted model, not a curated record. Gene Ontology annotation, biological process: autophagy.